Molecule: messenger RNA, 1932 nt
Organism: Homarus americanus (American lobster)
Lineage: Eukaryota; Metazoa; Arthropoda; Malacostraca; Decapoda; Nephropidae
Product: 3'-5' exoribonuclease 1-like
Exons: 9
Coding region: 229-1656 (475 amino acids)
Biological process (GO): exonucleolytic trimming to generate mature 3'-end of 5.8S rRNA from tricistronic rRNA transcript (SSU-rRNA, 5.8S rRNA, LSU-rRNA)
Cellular component (GO): cytoplasm
Molecular function (GO): 3'-5'-RNA exonuclease activity; nucleic acid binding
Source: RefSeq, a predicted model, not a curated record
UAAUGACAGGUAGUGUAAGAAGUAAAUAAAGAAUUAAAGGCGGUUGACUACGGUAGUGUUUACAAACUGACCAUUCAGCUGAUUCUACACACAAGGAGACGUUCCUUCACGUUCACUUUCCUCCUUUACUGUCACCAGUUAACCGAGUGUAGUUGGCUGGCAAACACUGCACCAAGAUACUGUGUGGUGAACCCAUCAUACUUUUUGGACUACAUUAGACUGGUGAAUAUGAGCGGAGAAAGUGGUGCUGUGGGCGGCAUGCCGUCCCCAGUGUGGAGUGAACCAGAUGUGACUGUCGACGAUUCCCAACCCAGAGACAGAGAACCUGAGGGCCACGAUCAGGACCACAAACCUGCCACUGAGGAGUCCAUUUUCCUUAGUGAGAACAUUGAAUCAUCCUCUGAACUAAAUGUGACACCAGACUCUCAGCCUGAAGAAACAGAUCCCCUUUGUUGUAGUGACCAAGGAGCAACUCAACCCAUGGAUAAGUUUCAGGAUGAUGCCAGCAGUGUAGAAAACAAGGAGAAUGAAGCUUCUGGGUCGACAGACAAAAAUACAUCAAAAGACUUCAACCCCAUUUAUCGUGAGCUGUCCAUGAUUAAUGGAGAGAUUAAUAGGCUAAGGAAGAACCAGCUGAAAAUGUGGUUGAGGUCAUUCAAACUUGACACCAACGGCAGGAAGGAUGUCCUACAAAAGAGACUCAAGACCCAUUACAGGCUAAAGAGGUUAAAAGAGGAAAACAUCGUUGACCCAAUAUUGAUACAGCAGCGCUAUUAUGACUACUACGUGGUCAUAGACUUUGAGGCGACCUGUGAUGAUAUAAAUCCCCACAAUUUUCGACACGAGAUAAUAGAAUUUCCAGGCGUUCUGGUGUGCACAAAGAGAUGUAAAAUUAUUGACGUGUUUCAUUCAUACGUUCGUCCGGAAGUUAAUCCCAGGUUGACCAGCUUCUGCACGAGCCUAACUGGGAUUACACAGGACAAGGUUAAUUUUGCACCGAUGUUCCCCGAAGUCCUACAGAAGUUUGAAGAGUGGCUGGAUAAGCAUAAACUCACCACAAAACCUGAGAAGAUUAAGUUUGCAAUUGUGACUGAUGGGCCGUGGGACAUGGGGAGAUUCCUCUUUCAGCAAUGUCUCAUGUCAAAUGUGCCCUAUCCCUCCUGGGCAGUUAAAUGGAUCAACAUCAGGAAAAAUUACAGUAACUUCUACAGUACUAAAAGGCUGUGCCUGAAGGAUAUGCUGGAGAAGCUUGGGCUAAGGUUUGUGGGUCAACCGCACUGUGGCCUGGAUGAUUCUCGCAACAUCGCACGCGUGGCAAUGAAACUGCUGAAGGAUGGAGCCAACAUGAGAGUCAACGAACGUAUUCAUCUGAGGAAAGACGGCACGUACAAUCCAAAAGAAAGAGUUGUUCACAACAUAUCUCGCCACAACUUCAAUGGCAUGAGGAAGAAGCUGCUGGUAACAGAUAAGGGCAAUGAAGAAAAAUGCAAUAAUGGAGAAGGUGAGAGUGGAGGCGGGGAUGACAGCUUCGAUAACAAGGGUGACGAAGACUCUGGUACAGAUCCCGAAGACGACAAGCCCUGGGUUAAUCUUCAAGACAUGGAGGAGUUCCCCGAUCUUAUGUCCAAACCUUUUGAAGUUCUCUCGCUGAAGUAAUGUGAACCAACACAGCCACUCAUCUUAAUUUUGACCAAAUUUUCUAUAAUUACUAAUUGUUUUGACUCAGAAUAUAGUAAGCAAAUUUUAUUAUUAUUACUAAUGUAUUAUUAUUAUUGUUAUUAUUAUUAUCAUCAUUAUUUUUAUUAAAAAACAAGAGUGUUUUAAAUAGCACAUGAUUAGGAACAUAGAUCAGUGUAAUGUAUAGUUUAUUACCUGCUGAAGAACCAUGAAAUUUAGUGUGUAACUUUUGUAAAUAAAGAAGAUUUUUUACAA